AUGGCUGUACCAGAUUAUAAAUUGAGUGCUGUAUUGUGUGGGCACUCGCUCGAUGUUAGAUGUGUUGCAACAACCAAGGAGUUCUGUAUCUUGUCUGCUUCAAGAGACAGGACGGCAAAACUUUGGCAUCCUGAGGGAGUAAAAGACUAUGUGAACGUAGUUACGUAUAAAGGACAUAGAAAUUUCGUGUCAUGUAUUUGCUGGUUACCUCCGUGUGAAGCUUUUUCUGACGGGCUUGUUGUGACUGGGGGUAAUGAUAACAUAAUACUAGGAUAUAAUCUACAAGAUGGCACUAUUCAAGUGACUUUAGAAGGCCAUGAGAACACUGUUUGCUGUGUGCAAUCUGGUAGAGAUUCUGGUGUUUUAUUGAGUUCAAGUUGGGACAACACAGCCAAAGUAUGGAACCUUAAUAUGCAGAGAUCAACCCCUAAAACUCUUAAAGGGCAUCAAGCAGCUGUUUGGUCUGUCAUAGAACUCUGUGAUGGUACUUAUGCAACUGCUUCUGCAGAUAAAACUAUCAAAUUGUGGAAGAAAGAAGAUGGAUCCCUUAUUAGUACACUUACUGGGCACACAGAUUGUGUUAGGGGUAUAGUAGUGGCCGGUCUAGAAACAUUCCUCAGCUGCUCCAAUGAUGCUUCUAUUAAGCUAUGGACUAACAAAGGACAAUGUCUAAAUACGUUUUAUGGACAUUCAAAUUAUAUUUAUAGUAUUAGUUUAAACCCAGGUGUAGAACAAGGUUUUGCCACAUGCGGCGAGGAUGGCAGUGUACGUCUGUGGGCGGGCGGUGAUUGCGUACGUGACAUUCGACUUCCUGUACAGUCGGUGUGGAGCGUCACAUGUUUGGAGAAUGGAGAUAUUGUCACUGGUUCGAGCGAUGGAUUAGUGCGCGUAUUCACAAAGGACCCUGCGAGAUUUGCAGACGAGCCAACAUUGAAAGCAUUUGAAGAAGAAGUACAGAAAAUGCAAGCUGCUCAACAGCAAGAAAUUGGAGGAUUCAAAUUAUCAGAAUUACCUGGUCCCGAAGUACUGCUUGAGCCAGGCAAAACCGAUGGUCAGACAAAACUAGUUCGUCGUGGAACGAACGUGAAAUGUUAUUCUUGGAGUGCAGCAGAGAGCACAUGGAAUGAGAUUGGUGACGUUAUGGGAGCCAACCCUCCUGGCGAAGGAAAGACUAUGUAUCAAGGGAAGGAAUACGACUUCGUGUUCAGCGUAGAUAUAAAAGAUGGUGCACCACCCAUAAAGUUACCGUUCAAUAAAACUGAAGACCCUUGGGUGGCGGCUCAAGCUUUCAUACAUAAAAAUGAUCUUCCGCAAGUAUAUUUAGAGCAAGUAGCAAACUUUAUCAUCACUAAUGCUAAAUUGGAUUCACAACCAGCGUCUAGCAAUGGGUUCGCGGACCCGUUCACGGGCGAGUGUCGGUACGUGCCCGGCUCGGGCUCCGUUCCCGGCCUGCCGCCGCCCUCCGCAGCGGACCCCUUCACCGGUGGGGGCGCCUACAUGACGUCCGCUGCGGCUGUUCCUGACGGAAACAAGUUCAUACCACAUGAUUCUUAUAUCCGUUUCGAUCAAGCUAAUCUAAGAGCAAUCCACGACAAACUAAAGGAGUUCAACAGCAAAGCUGGUGAUGGGCUGCGCGCCAUGACGGAAGAAGAAUUAGAAGCUGUUGUUAAACUAUGUGAACUGAAUAAUACCUUCAAUAAUGAAACUAUAAGUUUCUUGAAGAAAAUGUUACAAUGGCCAAAAGAAAUCCUGUUUCCUGUAUUAGACGUGACUAGGCUAGCUGUUAGAAAUAAGGAGAUUAAUGGUUUGAUGUUCGAUACGGCGUACGGACCCACGUUUAUCAAGUUUCUGUUGUCCUGUCUUACGCCAGAUAAUCUUCCCGCGAAUCAGAUGCUGGCGAUGCGAGUGUUGGUGAACGCCUUUGCAGACCUCCCCGGGGAGAUGUUGGUACUGGCGGCCAGGGAGAGUGUCAUGCACUCUUUGAUAUGUCUCACACAACUCAAUAACAAUGCACAGGUGGCGGCCACGUCUCUGGCGCUGAACCUGUGCGUGGCGCUGGCGCAGCAGCCCGACAGCGCGGAGCUGGCCGACUGCCUGCUGCAGCUCUUCCCCAAGCUCACCGACACAGAGGCUUACUUCAGAGGUUUGGUCGCCCUCGGGACUCUCCUAGCUGAAUCUCCUAACAAGUUACAAAUACAAAGUAAAAUAGUAUCAAACACUCUUAUCCACAAUAGACUUAAAAAAGAUAGCAUUUUGUCACCAAAAGACGAUGCAAACUUAGCCAAAAUUGUGUCCUGUUGCAAGCAAAUUAUCAGGCUUUUAUGA
Arctia plantaginis is the source of this 2325-nucleotide messenger RNA. Lineage: Eukaryota; Metazoa; Arthropoda; Insecta; Lepidoptera; Erebidae. The record is from the annotation of a GenBank genome assembly.